AUGGGAGACCUGGAGUGUGGCUUUGAGGAAAUGCAAGGAGUGAGGCUUGGGUACCUGCUCAUCCAAGGCAAGCAAAUGUUUGCUUUGUCUCAGGUCUUCACCGACCUGCUCAAGAACAUCCCCCGGACCACGGUGCACAAGCGCAUGGACCACCUCAAGGUGAAGAAGCACCACUGCGAUCUGGAGGAGCUGCGGAAGCUCAAAGCAAUAAACUCUAUAGCUUUCCACGCCGCUAAAUGCACUCUGAUAUCGCGCGAGGACGUGGAGGCUCUGUAUUUCUCCUGCAAAACGGAGCGGGUGCUGAGGUCCAACAAAAGAAAAGCGAAAGCGGUGUGUUCCCCCGGGACUGAGGAUGAGUCCCCGGGGCGUCUCGAUGCGGACGCUGAGCUGUGGAAGGAAAAAGUUUGGUUUAGUUUGCACGGCGUCCCGGAGACACUCUCACUCCACAGCAAAACAGGCAAGAGGAGAGAGCUGACUCCUUGCCUUACCGACUCCAAACUACCUCAAUUUUACCACAAAACCCACGGGCGGGAGUACCGUUCUGUGACCAAGUCCAGUCACAAACACUUUAAAAACUAUGAAACAGCAAAAAUCGCAGGGAACCGCGUUACUUUGAGCCAAAGGCACCCCUUUUUCCGGAGCGCUGUGAGCCGGCAGCCGGUGGUGCUUCAGUCCGCCAUAGCUGCUCAGUCCAGGCUCUCGCGCUCAGCCGGCGACCUACUUCACAAAAGGAAGAGGAGGCGCGAGGGGGGCGGCGGCAGGGACAGCGCGAGGCACUCGUGGAGCAGAAGCAGACACGCGCACCACCACGUACCACCGGUGCUGCUCGUACAACAACCCAAAUCCUCCGGCGGUCACGCGACUUCUUUCGGUGCUUUCCACCUGAGUUCGGAUUUCUAUCUGGACCCCAGACCUCACCAUCAUCACCACCACCAGCACCACCAUCAUCAUCAUCACCACCACCACGAACCCACUUUCCCCGAGAGUUACAGCAGCGACAGCGAGUCCAGCACCGCGUACUCGGAGCGUGCGUACCCGGACUCGGAUUUCGGGUCGGGUUUCUCCACCAGCAGCAACUCGGGAAGCUCCGAGGAGGAAGAGGAGGGCGAGGAGGACGAUGACACGCAGUCAGAGAGUUCAGAGGUCAGCUCCGACGAGGAAGAGAGCUCGUCUCAGUCCGAUUCGAGCUCGGUUUCCAGCCGGGUUUCGGUGCAGAGCAUCCGGUUUAGGCGGGCCCGGGUCGGAACUCUCGCCAAAACUCUUCACACUAGUAAAGCACCUUUGGUUCUGGAGCCCACGUUUCACUACACCAACCAGCAGCAACAGGAAAAACCACACAGGACUGUGGGUCACGAUGUCCCCCCACAGACAGCUGACAGCAGACAGGACUUCGGACCCUUACAGCCACCAAAAUUCAACUCCUCUUCUGUUGGGGAGAGCUUUUUCACCGAGUCCAAAAGGGAAAAAUCAUUCGAGUCUGACCCUGUGGAUGAGCUGACCCAUUGUCCACCAGGUCCCAACAGAGCUAAGGCCCCACACUCCUCACGUAGGACACCGGGGCUUCCCACAAAGUGUCCACAGGGACUGAGCUCACAGUGGGACCACGACGCAGACGCCAAACCUCCAAAAUCUGCAGAGAAAAGAGAAGCAAAAGCCCCCAGCCUCAAACUGCCAACUCCGAAAAAAAUCAAAAUCGAGGCAGAGGAGACAUCUGUGACUAUCUUCCCCCUCUCUGACAGCAGCAGGACAACCUGGACGCCCCCCAUCAACCUCCACAAUGUGAAAGUUAAAGUGGAGGAGAGCUGUGAUGAAUAUGAAUACCAGAGCCAGGCUGUUUCACUCAAAUGUAAAGGAGAUAAGACAGAGAGCAGCCAAUAUCCAAACGGAGCCAUCAAACAAGGGGACUAUUUGACAGAGAAGAAUCCUGAUGUGGCCCCAAAGUCCCCUUGUGGCCCUCAGGAAUGCAGGAGCACCCAGGACUCCCCGUGUGCCGAUGAAGGGGAUCACAGGGGCAGACACAGCAGGGCUCUGGAGAAAAAGAAAUCCAGAGUUUCCAGGACGCAGACGAAACAGAGCGUACCAAGAGUCAACAAAGCUGCCUCUUCCUUUUCCUCUUCUUCAUCCACCACCUCCUCAUCCUCUUCUUCUUCUCCUUCCCUUCGUCCAGAGGAGUCAUCCACGGAGGAUAUACCGAGCAGACGCAAACAACGCAGCGGCCAUAGCUCUGCUGCUGCUGCUACAUCGCCGGCUGCUAAAACGCCUUUCAGCCUUAUGGCAAAUUUCCCAUCCCCGCCGUCGCUGGUUGUUGGCAGCGACGGGGAUUUGUGCCCCGCUUACUCCCUGAACUCGUUGAGGGGCCCCGGGCCUCCCCCUCCGUCCCACCCCGUGUGGAGGUGGCAGCCAGGCGGACAGAUUCUCCCUCCCCCACCCGCUCAGAGAACUCGGAAAUACUGA
This is a messenger RNA of Xyrichtys novacula (pearly razorfish), 2454 nucleotides long. The record is from the annotation of a GenBank genome assembly. NCBI's taxonomy places the organism in Eukaryota, Metazoa, Chordata, Actinopteri, Labriformes, Labridae.